AUGGCCUGCUCCAAGUGCAGAAAGCUGGGCAACAGGGCUUGGAAUACCCGGUUUAGAGACUCGAAAAACCAUGGCUUGGGUCGAAAGACCUUUGCUACUUGUAACCACUGUCAGUGGUCCCCUAACCGGGCCACAUUGGACCCGGCUGAAUGGGUGCGUGAAAACGCACCCUGGAUCCAAAAUGACGUCGGGGCCUUCUGCCCCUGCUACUGGGGCGACGAGGGUCGCCACGACCACGCAAUGUGUAUCGAGAGGAAGCGUGCCCGGGGAGGCACCGCGGCCGCCGCUCAAAGCCGCAACGCCGUUGCGUCCCCCGCCGCUACUGGCCUUGCUCCCGCCGCCGCCGGUUUCCCCGCCGCCGCCGCUCCCGCCGCCGGACCCAUUGGCACUGCUGGUGUCACCACUGCCUUUUCCGUCGUUGCCGACAACAAUGAUCUUGGCCUUUUCGUGCCGCAGCCGCAGGACAACGGUGUGCGUGGCCUUGGUAUGAACGCCGAGAGCUACACUAACAGUCACCUCCCUGACAACGGAGGCGGCUACUUCGACUGGGACGUGAUCCGUCAGCAGGUUCCCCAGGCCCCUGCCAUGCCUGUUGCUGAUAUGCAGCCCGAGAAUGCCAUUGAGCAGCCCGCCGCGCAGGAGUAUUCUUUCGAGAACGACAUGCUCAACUGGGAGCCGACUCUCGAAGAUGCCAACGCCGAGGAGAAGGACAAUGGCGGAAUGAUGUAA
This is a messenger RNA of Colletotrichum orchidophilum, 729 nucleotides long. RefSeq lists its product as uncharacterized. NCBI's taxonomy places the organism in Eukaryota, Fungi, Ascomycota, Sordariomycetes, Glomerellales, Glomerellaceae. The transcript has a single exon. Bases 1 to 729 code for a protein of 242 amino acids. The record is from RefSeq and is a predicted model, not a curated record.